Molecule: messenger RNA, 3236 nt
Organism: Monodelphis domestica (gray short-tailed opossum)
Lineage: Eukaryota; Metazoa; Chordata; Mammalia; Didelphimorphia; Didelphidae
Product: keratin, type II cytoskeletal 75-like
Biological process (GO): intermediate filament organization; keratinization
Cellular component (GO): keratin filament
Molecular function (GO): structural constituent of skin epidermis
Source: RefSeq, a predicted model, not a curated record
UCCAACUUCUCAGCCAUAGUAUCUCCUCUCUUUCUGCUUUUUCAUUCAGCAUUUCUUCUGGCCAUUCUAUUUCAUCCCAUCAUGUCUCGUCAGUCCACUGUCACCUUUCAGACAGGGAGCCGAAGGGGCUUCAGCGCUGCCUCUGCCACCACUCCUACUGCUGGGCGCUCCCGCUUCAGCUCUGUCUCCAUGGUUCGCUCCUCAGGGGGCCAUGGAGGGCUAGGGAGGAUCAGUGGAGUGGGCACUGGCUUUGGCAGUCGAAGUCUCUACAAUCUGGAUGGGUCAAAGCGAAUCUCCGUUAGUGGGUCCAAUAGUGGCUUUAGGAGUGGAUUUGGUGGGAGAGUAGGUGGCUAUGGCUUUGGUAGUAGCAUUGGAAGUGGACUGGGCUUUGGAGCUGGGGUUGGAGGUGGUUAUGGGGGUGCUGGGUUCCCUGUAUGUCCCCCUGGUGGCAUUCAAGAGGUCACUGUCAACCAGAGUCUACUGGCUCCCCUCAACUUGCAAAUUGAUCCCACCAUCCAGAGGGUGAGGAAGGAGGAACGAGAGCAGAUCAAGACCCUCAACAACAAGUUUGCCUCCUUCAUUGAUAAGGUGCGGUUCCUUGAACAGCAGAACAAGGUGCUGGACACAAAAUGGACACUGCUCCAGGAGCAGGGUAUGAAGACUGUGAAACAGAAUCUGGAGCCACUUUUUGAGAGCUACAUCAGUGAUCUCCGGCGACAGCUAGACACCAUCACAAGCGAGAGGGGGAGACUUGACUCUGAACUGAGGAAUAUGCAGGAUGUUGUAGAAGAUUUCAAAAUCAAAUACGAAGAUGAAAUUAACAAACGCACUGCUGCUGAGAAUGAAUUUGUGGCCCUGAAAAAGGAUGUCGAUGGUGCCUAUAUGAACAAGAUGGAGCUGGAGGCCAGAGUCAACUCCUUGGUAGAAGAGAUAAACUUUCUCCAGGUGUUCUAUGAAACGGAGCUGUCCCAGAUGCAGACUCAGAUCUCAGACACUUCCGUGGUGCUGUCUAUGGACAACAACCGAAGCCUAAAUCUGGACAGCAUCAUCGCUGAGGUCAAAGCUCAGUAUGAGGACAUUGCCAAUCGCAGCCGGGCAGAAGCGGAGUCUUGGUAUCAGACCAAGUAUGAGGAGCUUCAGGUGACAGCUGGACGCCACGGAGAUGAUCUCCGCAACACCAAGCAUGAGAUUGCUGAGAUGAAUCGGAUGAUCCAGAGGCUAAGAGCUGAGAUUGACAGCGUCAAGAAGCAGUGUGCCAAUUUGCAGACAGCCAUCGCUGAUGCAGAGCAGCGUGGUGAGAUGGCUCUCAAGGAUGCCCGGGCCAAACUGGUAGACCUUGAAGAUGCCUUGCAGAAAGCCAAGCAAGACAUGGCCCGCCAGCUUCGGGAAUAUCAAGAGCUAAUGAAUGUCAAACUGGCCCUGGAUAUCGAGAUCGCCACCUACCGGAAGUUGCUGGAAGGAGAGGAAUGCAGGUUGAGUGGAGAGGGAGUUGCUCCAGUUAAUGUCUCUGUGGUCACGUCAACUAUGUCCAGCGGCUAUGGUAGUGGCAGUGGUGUCGGUGGCACUGGCCUGGGUCUGGGUGGCAGUACUGGCUAUUCCUACACCACCAGCGGUGGGCACAGCCUAGGUGGAGGUCUGGGGAGCUCUGGCUUCAGUGCAAGCAGUGGCCGAGGCCUGGGGGGCAGCUUUGGCAGUGGCAGCAGUUCCAGUGUUAAGUUUGUCUCUACCACCUCCUCCAGAAAGAGCUACAAGCAUUAGAUGCCCUCCACCAAGAUCACUCCCAAUCUCACUUCAUCCUGGAUCUUGGCUUAGCCUUCUUACUGCUGCCCACACUCAGGGGUCACUUCUCCACUCCCACAUGCCUUUGUCUUUUAGUAUUGUUUUCCCUCCCUUGCCAGCAGCCAAACCCCAUCUACCCAUUGAUAUCCAUUUGAUACUGCUGAGGAGCUGGGAGGAACAAUGACACCUAAGUCUCUAGGUCCUAGCCAAGCUCCCAAACAUGUCUUAUUCUACUCCUAGACACUUAGCUCUGCCUCCCAAGACACAGUGACAAAGCCUCUCUCUUUCAAGACAAUUCAGUUCAACAAGUCUUUAGUAAGUUCUUGAAAAGAGUGCUAAUUCCUGAGAUGUCUUGCCGAGUCCCAGUUCAGUUUCAGAAACCUCUCUUAAGGCAUGCAGGUAGGGAGGAUUUGAGUUCCAGAUCCCAUUUCUCCAAGAUCAUUUCCACUAAUGCUUUCAGAUGAGUUCCUCUCCUAGUUCCUGCUGAUGCAGCCGAUGCCACUUUGUCAUCUACCCCAUCCGAUGGUGUAUAUAAGCUGCUCUUUGAGGGUACUCCCUCCUUCCUUUGCCUUCUAGGAAAUUGUCUAUUAAAAAGCAUGUGUCAUUUACGUGGGCUCAUGGAUUCUGUUGGGAUGGUGAAAAGCACCAAGGGAAAUUGAUGCAUGGGUCAACUGUUCUUUCUAAGGCCCAAGGGCUGGCUAGAUGAUUUCAUAUCCUCCUUUCACUGUCAAGACAGGAAGGAGGAUUCAGAGGGAAGGAGGAGAGAGAUGUGGAUGGGCAGAGAAAUGGGAGGUUUUUUCAGCGAAAAGGGAUAAUGGAUGCAAAGAACCAUCUCUACCAAUCUUCUCUCUUAUUCCUAUAUUCCUCAUCCCACCUUUUUAUCUCCUGAUUUCCCAUCUCUCACUGAAGAUGGCAUUGCCCUAAAACAGAGACCCAGAUCCCAUCUCAUGGAGCCUCCCAGGUUGAGGGCAGGAUUACCUUUUCCUCCCAAAUAGAAAAUAUGUUCCAGAACAGCUGAUGUGAGGCAACCCAACCCUCUAUUCCAGAGAAGCAAAUAAAGGGACAGAUUGUUCCAAGACAGUUUCCAACAUGCUAACCGGAGUGGAAAAAUAAUAUGCUAGGCAGAAGAGUUAAAAGCCAACCCCAGGGGCAACAUUUUCACAAAGGAAAGAGUUUAGGUCCUUAAUUGUUAGACAUAUCCUGGAAUCCAGCAAAUUACUGAGUUUACAAGUUUCCCAGAUCCUUUCAUUAGGGCUUGGUCAGGGGUGUGGCUAAAAUGGAGCAACAUCCAGAAGAGUGGUAGAAGUGAUGAGGAGGGGGAUGUAUUCAGAAUGGUCUCAAAUAGGGAGCAUUAUGAGGGUCAUCUAGGCUUGGGAAGCUGAAUGGGUGAGAGGGUUUCCUAGGACUAGGGGAUAGGAAAAUAACCAAGAUGAAUAGAUUAUUAAAUUAUCAAGGGG